This is a messenger RNA of Staurois parvus, 377 nucleotides long. Lineage: Eukaryota; Metazoa; Chordata; Amphibia; Anura; Ranidae. The record is from the annotation of a GenBank genome assembly.
CAGUAUGACAUGCCAGAUGAGUGCCGUCGAUCUUAGAAUCACCGCACACUUCACUCAUUUGGGCAGUCACGGGGCCAAAACCAGAGUGUGGGAGCCGACAGUGUGGCGGUGGAGGCAGCAGCAAUGGGAGGCCAUACAGCACCCUAUGACAAAAAUGGAAACCACCAGCAGUGUGAGGAGAACUGAAAGUGGCACAUGGCAGAGUGUGGCGAUAGAGACAGCAGCAAUGGGAGGCCGGUACAGGGACCCAAGACACACUCUGGACCUGGCAGCAGCAUGAGGAUGCGGUACAGGGCCCAUGGCAAGAUUACGGGCCUGGCAGCAGCUAGGGGAGGCCCCCAAAACUGCCAGCCCCUAUGUCAAAAAUGGAACCCACC